Molecule: messenger RNA, 2016 nt
Organism: Musca vetustissima
Lineage: Eukaryota; Metazoa; Arthropoda; Insecta; Diptera; Muscidae
Exons: 1
Coding region: 73-2016 (647 amino acids)
Source: RefSeq, a predicted model, not a curated record
CUUUUUUGUUCCCAGGUGGUAACAACCAGUGGUCCACGAAAACCUCAUCGACAAGCAUCGAAUGCCUUUUCAAUGGCAUCCAAUGAUCUGCAGCGUAGCAAUCAGGAUGUCUACAGUUGUUAUAAUAUUUCGAACGCCGAUAUACACCAGCAACAGCAUGCUGAUGGUAUGUCACAAACGUCACAUCACACCGCCGAUACACGUUCGAAUACAACGACAAAUCAAACGGAGGCCCAAUUGCAUGCAGCUGCCUUAACAACGGUACAACAACUUCAACUUCUGCAGCAGCAACAACAGCAGCAAAGAGUAUGUUUAGAAACGUCAUUUACAAAUCUCCAUAGUCCUGUGAUGAUUCAUAAACAUGCGCAUUUUAGUGAAAGUGUAAGCUCCAGUAAAGCCUCGUCAUUGGCUGGCAGUGUCCUAAGCCGUAGCCAGUUGAGCAGCAUACAAUGCGAUAUAUCAUCGGUGGCUGAGAAUAGCAUAGCCACGGUGGCAAUGGCAACGGCACGCAGGAGUCCUAUGGUGUCGAUACACAAUAUUGAAGUCCAUUCCCAUCGGUUGGAACAACAGAAUACCUCACGAACGAAACAGGUUGCAUUCGAAGACGUAUCACCGCCUCCAUCUUCAGCCACGACCAUAGCAACUGUCACAGGUAAUUUACAACGCCAUUCGUCCGAAAAGGGCCCAAAUAGUGCCAGCAAACCAAAAUCGUUGGUUAUACCACCCCUGCGCAGAGCUUCAGUAAACGAUACGGAAGAUGCGAAUAAACAACGAGCCGACAAUUGGGGUGUUGCGCCCUUGGCCAGUCCCGAAACACUCUCAGAAAUAUCCAGUAUAUCGUCACGUAAUAGUUUGGGUACAAGUCUUGAUCGUCAGCUACACGAGGGUGUGACGAGUGGCGAGUCAACCAAGAACGGUUGUGAUAAUAACAACGGCGGUAUGUCCAUGUCCCCCGAGGAAGAUAUCUUCGAAUCACAGUUACACACCCCCAAAGUCAUGCGUAGAGCACCAAAAUUUAUUGAAAACUUAUCGACUUGUGCCGAAGACAAGCGCAAUUUGGACCAAUACAAACGAAUGGGUCGGGUAUUUAUAAGCCAUCCGCUUUUCCACCAUCAACCAAGCCAAAAUUCCAGCGACGAAGACGACGAUAGCUUUGAAUCGGCAAACAGUUGUAAAAAUAAACCUCAGCAAAAUGGUUCUACGACUCGAGUUGAAGUUAAACUAAACUGCCAGAACAUUUGGAAGUCCGAAUCUAAACAAGAAACAGAAUAUCAACAAACAACGACUGAUGUCUCAAUAAAGCAGCUAACAGCCAGCGGCGAUAGUAUCCUCUAUGAUCAGGACGACGAUGAAUCGUGUCAGAAAAAUACAAUUAAUAUUAUGUCCUCUUUGGAUACUGGAGACUAUUACAGCGCCAAUUCAUCCAUCGAGAGAGUAUCAUCUUCGAAUCACCAUAACGAUGAUAAUGAUGAUGGUGCCGAUGAGAAAGUAGACCAUACCGGGUCUGCCACAACAACAGAAAACUAUCAGCAAAAUCAUACCCAACGAAUAGCAACAAUUAUUCCUCCUGGUGUCUUAGAGUCACAUUUUCCCCUACACUAUGAUGCAUUUACAUCCACAGCCACGGUGGCAACAACGGAACCAUACACAACCCUCACCACAACCACAACGUAUCCCAUUAAUGACAACGAUGAAGAUCAGCACCAACCGCAACCACAGCCACAUACUGUAACAGUACAAAGCCCUAGCAAAAUGUCGAUAUUAUCAAGUCCAUCAUUGCUUGGACGUAAACGAAACAAAUAUUGUAUAUAUCCCUCCGGACUCACGACGCCAUCUUGUAUUGUAGGUGGUGGUGGUGUUGGCGGCAUUGUUAGUGGUGAUCAGCAGCAGGUCAGCAUUCGAAGAUCAUAUAACAACGCCAAUACCACCACAACUACAGGAUCAAAUUUACCUGAAAUUCUAGUUACAAAUGGUACGAGACAACCUAGUAAAAUAUUAAACGAAAGUACGGUAUAA